GAUGAGAUCACCCACCACAAUAGAGAACGGCAGCUAGCGGUAGCACAGAACACCAUGGCUCUCGCAAGCCAGGCCUUGCAUGACGCUCAGCUUGACCUCUGGCAAACCACAUUUGCCUAUGUCAAGUCCAUGGCCCUCAAAUCUGCCAUAGACCUCGGCAUCGCCGAGACCAUCCAACACCAUGGAGGCGGCGCCAACCUCUCCCAAAUAGCCACCAGAGCUAUGGUCCCUCCGGCCAAGAUCCCCUGCUUGAGCCGCCUCAUGCGUGUGCUCACGGCCACUGGUGUCUUCAGCACCCAGCAGGCGGGCAUUGCCAUCUGCGGCGAGGAGCUCCUGUACACGCUCACACCGAUGUCCCGUCUCCUUGUCGGCUCACGGAACCAGGUCCCUUUCAGCACCUUGGUACUCCAACCGUCCGCCUUCUCCUCCUUGCUCGAGCUUGGUGGGUGGCUCCGGCGUGAGCUGCCCCAACCAUGCCUGUUCCAGCUGGGGAACGGUCACACACUUUGGGAGCUAGCCGACAGUGACCCAGCGUUCAGCGCGCUCUUCAACGACGCGAUGAGCUCAGACACUGAACUCAUCAUGGACGUUGUUGUCAAUGAGCUCGGGGAGGCAUUAUUCCACGGGGUAGACUCAUUGAUCGACGUCGCUGGGGGCCAUGGCGCCGCAGCACAUGCCAUCUUGAAGGCGUUCCCGCAUCUGAAAUGCAGUGUCCUAGACCUUGGCCAUGUUGUUUCAGAUGCUCCCAAGGACACCGGCGUGCACUAUAUCGCUGGCAACAUGUUCGAGACUGUGCCACCAGCGAGCAUGAUAUUUCUCAAGUCGGUCUUGCAUGACUGGGGCCACGAGGAAUGUGUCAAGAUAUUGAAAAACUGCAAAGAAGCUAUUCCUCCAAGAGACCAAGGAGGAAAGGUGGUAAUACUAGAUAUUGUGGUUGGUGCAGGACAGUCUGGCAAGAAGUCGAGAGAGAUGCAGGUCGUAUUUGAUCUGUUCCUCAUGUCUAUCAACGGCGCUGAGAGAGACGAGAACCAGUGGAAGAAGAUCUUCUUCGAAGCAGGAUUCCGGGACUACAAAAUAACCCCGGUUCUGGGCGUUCGCUCAAUCAUCGAGGUCUACCCAUGACGUCCAUGCAAUUAAUAUAUCAGCAUCUUUUCCAAUACCAUGGUGAACCAGAUCAGAACUUAUUAUGUGGGGUGGAUCUGCAGUGCUAAAUAAGUUUGCGUGUUGGCAGACAUAUAUGUUACAGCUUAUGUGUGUAUGUAUUUCCCUUUAAUAUAAAAAAGUGAGUGCGCGUCUACCACGCACGUUACAUGGAAUGCGGUAUCUGCCAGAUUUAUAUUAGCAGAUGAGAUUA
Panicum virgatum (switchgrass) is the source of this 1354-nucleotide messenger RNA. RefSeq names its product O-methyltransferase ZRP4-like. Gene Ontology annotation, biological process: methylation. Gene Ontology annotation, molecular function: protein dimerization activity; O-methyltransferase activity; S-adenosylmethionine-dependent methyltransferase activity. The record is from RefSeq and is a predicted model, not a curated record. Bases 55 to 1122 code for a protein of 355 amino acids. Lineage: Eukaryota; Viridiplantae; Streptophyta; Magnoliopsida; Poales; Poaceae. The transcript has 2 exons.